Molecule: messenger RNA, 765 nt
Organism: Drosophila guanche
Lineage: Eukaryota; Metazoa; Arthropoda; Insecta; Diptera; Drosophilidae
Product: peptidyl-tRNA hydrolase ICT1, mitochondrial
Exons: 2
Coding region: 49-666 (205 amino acids)
Biological process (GO): mitochondrial translational termination
Cellular component (GO): mitochondrial large ribosomal subunit
Molecular function (GO): translation release factor activity
Source: RefSeq, a predicted model, not a curated record
UUUUAUCGAUAAGUCCAUCUCGUAACAAAUUGUUAAAAUUGGCUAAAAAUGAAUAAAAUUACGCGUGCUUUUAUAAGCGUACUGCGGCAAAGCAGCUCCACUUGCACCAGCUCAACACUCCUGGGUCGACAGUUGUCCUACAAAAGCGACUUGUCGCUGGACAAAAUUUACCCAAGUGCACGCCUGCAGCUCUAUACGCCGCCCCCGCCGGUAAGUCCCCCAGGGAGUGCAAACAAGUUCAAUGGCUACAUACCUAUGGAUAAGUUGGAGAUUACCUAUAGUCGCAGCUCUGGACCUGGGGGCCAGCACGUAAACACCGUGAACACCAAAGUGGACGUUCGCUUCAAGCUGGCCGAGGCGCAGUGGAUACCAGAAGAAACGCGCCAGAAGCUGCUCAAGGUGCUGGCAAACAAGAUCACCAAGGAAGGCUACUACUACGUCAAGAGCGACGUCAGCCGUUCCCAGCAGCUCAAUCUGGCUGAUGCCUUGGAGAAGCUGCGCACCGUCAUCCGGGCCCAGGAAGUUGAGGUGGCAGCGCCCAGCGAGGAGACACUAGAAAGAGUGCGCCGGCGACAAGAGCGGGCAGCCCGCGAGCGUCUUCAGCUCAAACGAGGUCGCGCUCAGGUCAAGGCGGAUCGGCAAGGCCCAGGGGGUGUGGACUUCUAAUUGUUAUUGAAAAUUGUUGCACAAAGAUUCAUCAUUACACGUAGACAUUUAACACAAAGAAACUAUAAAUUCUCAACGCUCCUCUCGAGCAGGUGUGAC